Daucus carota subsp. sativus is the source of this 2541-nucleotide messenger RNA. Its product is annotated as ABC transporter G family member 3. The record is from RefSeq and is a predicted model, not a curated record. The transcript is spliced from 12 exons. Gene Ontology annotation, cellular component: membrane. Lineage: Eukaryota; Viridiplantae; Streptophyta; Magnoliopsida; Apiales; Apiaceae. The coding region runs from base 295 to 2463 and encodes 722 amino acids. Gene Ontology annotation, molecular function: ATP hydrolysis activity; ABC-type transporter activity; ATP binding.
CCAUUUCAGUUUGAUGCUUGCUUUUUUAUAUUUCUUGUCUUGCUCACUCUACUUCAAGCUUCACUGCUUCUUGCCUUCAUAGUGUGUUGUUUAUUUUCAGCUGAAUCUUAAAUCCGUUUCAGGUAACUUGUUUUAAAAUUCAGUUUGCUGAUUAAUCAUUACUGUAUGGAAGAGAAGAAAUUCAUAAGGGAAUAGGGCCCCUUUGAGUAAAUAAUAUGAUAAUGCAGAGGAAAAAGCAAAUCUGGUUGUAGAUUGGAAUUUUUGGUAAGAUAUCUUAUGUGGGUAGAAAGUUGAAUGGAAGAAAUCCAGUCUCAAUCGGAUAACUAUAGGUCUUCCUCGUCUUCUGCUAGUAGUCCUGCAAGCAGAGUGCCUUCGAGUAAUUUCUUUUAUUUACGCAAACCUGGUGCUCUUGGACACCCAAUAUCGUUUGAGGAUUCGCCUGACUGGGAUGAUAAUGAUAUCGAGGUUAGGUUGGAGGAGGGUGGUGAUUCCAUUAAUGCCGCAACCACACCAGCAUCCCCGGCUUUGUCUAAGCUUAAUAGUGGGUCAUUGCCAUCACCUCCAUUGCCCGAGGGGGCAGUUAUUGCAAGAAAGAUCGCAGGUGCGUCAGUAGCAUGGAAGGAUUUGACAGUUACUGUAAAGGGGAAAAGGAAGUAUUCUGAUAGGGUUGUGAAAAGUUCGAACGGUUAUGCUUUGCCCGGGACAAUGACUGUAAUCAUGGGCCCUGCAAAGUCUGGGAAAACGACGCUCUUAAGAGCUCUUGCAGGAAGGUUGGAAGAUUCAGCCAAAAUGUAUGGUGAGGUUUUUGUGAAUGGUGCCAAGUCAGACCUUCCAUAUGGAUCCUAUGGGUUUGUUGAAAGGCAAACCACACUAAUUGGGUCCCUUACUGUGCGCGAAUUCCUUUACUAUUCAGCACUGCUUCAGCUUCCUGGAUUCUUUUUUCAGAAAAAGAACGUGGUUGAGGAUGCCAUCCUUGCAAUGUCUCUAGGAGACUAUGCAAACAAACUUAUAGGUGGCCAUUGUUUCAUGAAGGGUCUUCCUAGUGGCGAGAGAAGGCGUGUCAGCAUUGCCAGGGAACUUGUGAUGAGACCACAUGUCUUAUUUAUUGAUGAGCCUCUUUACCAUCUUGACAGUGUCUCUGCUCUUCUAAUGAUGGUAACAUUGAAGAAGCUAGCCAGUACAGGAUGUACACUAUUAUUCAGCCUUAACCAGAGUAGCACAGAAGUGUUUGGCCUCUUUGAUCGAAUUUGUUUGCUUUCAAAUGGAAAUACAUUGUUUUUUGGAGAAACAUUGGCUUGUCUGCAGCACUUCUCAAAUGCCGGAUUUCCCUGCCCAAUCAUGCAAAGUCCUUCUGAUCACUUUCUGCGCGCAAUAAACACAGAUUUUGACAGAAUCAUUGCAAUGUGCAAAAAUUGGCAGGAUGAUAAUGGAGAUUUUUCCUCGGUUAAUAUGGACACAGCUGUUGCAAUACGUACUCUUGAAGCAACUUAUAAGUCAUCAGAAGAUGCUGCUGCAGUUGAGACGAUGAUACUGAAUCUAACAGAAAAGGAAGGGCCGUCCCUGAAAAGCAAGGGAAAAGCUAGCAGUGGUAUGCGUACUUUAGUCUUGACCUGGAGAUCACUGUUAAUAAUGUCAAGAGAGUGGAAAUAUUAUUGGCUUCGACUGAUUCUUUAUAUGCUUCUUACACUCUGCAUUGGUACUGUUUUUUCUGGUCUUGGGCAUUCCUUGUCAUCUGUUGUGACCAGAGUGGCGGCAAUAUUUGUAUUUAUCUCAUUUACUUCGCUAUUAAGCAUAGCGGGAGCACCUGCACAGAUGAAAGAAGUCAAGAUAUAUGCCUGUGAGAAAUCAAACCAGCAUUCAGGGGCAUUAGUUUUCUUACUUGGGCAACUCUUCUCCAGCAUACCUUUCAUGUUCCUGAUCUCAAUUUCAUCCAGCUUGGUUUUCUAUUUUUUGAUUGGACUUCAAGAUGAGUUCAGAUUGUUGAUGUACUUUGUGCUGAAUUUCUUCAUGUGCCUCUUAGUAAAUGAAGGAUUAGUACUGGUUAUCACUUCCAUUUGGCAAGAUAUAUUCUGGAGUAUCUUAACACUGGUUUCCAUACAUGUGGUGAUGAUGCUUUCUGCCGGUUAUUUUAGAAUUCGAAGUGCUUUGCCUGGACCAGUGUGGAUGUAUCCAGUAUCCUACAUUGCAUUCCAUACUUACGCCAUCCAGGGACUCCUGGAGAACGAGUACAUUGAUACCUCUUUUGCAGUUGGACAGGUACGAAGCAUUUCAGGGUAUCAAGCGCUUCAGAAUGUAUAUGAUACUUCUUCAGAGAGAAAAUCCAAGUGGGAAAACCUACUAGUCUUGUUUUCUAUGGUUAUUGGUUAUCGCAUCCUUGUCUUUAUUUUGCUACAUUUUCGUGUCAAGAAGAACUUAUCGUUCUGGAGAAUAUUCCAAUGUAAUCAGGAAGUAAACUCAAGAUGAAUGGAACUUUGUCAUUGCUGUGGUUGGAAUUCUAUUUAAUUUUUGAUAUUUAUGAUAAUCUUUUUUGAACUUUGAUGA